UCAUUUCCGGGAGCAAUGGAAUCGAAGCGUACAGUUAGUCGAAAUUUCAAGGAAUUUUGAGUAAACACACAAAUUUAAAAUAAAGCACAAACACAUUUCUUCAGUAAUUUACAAACGAGGCAGUAUCCCGUGCAGCAACAGAAUGGCUUCAGGCAUUGAAGUUUCAACGGAGUGCAAGGGCAUCUUUGAGGAGAUACGCAAGCUAAAGCAGCAUCGCUAUGUAAUCUUCGCCAUUAAGCAGGAACGCGAAAUCAAUGUGGAGGUGGUUGGUCGCCGCAAUGCCAGCUAUGAUGACUUUCUUGACGAUUUGCGUAAGGGCGGCCCCGAGGAGUGCCGCUAUGCGGUCUACGAUUAUGCAUACCAUCAUCAGUGCCAGGGCGCCUCCUCCACUUGCUUGAAGGAGAAGCUAUUCUUGAUGCUGUGGUGCCCGAUGCAGGCGAAAAUCAAGGACAAAAUGCUCUACUCCAGCUCCUUUGCUGCACUCAAAAAGGAGUUCAAUGGCGUACAAAAGUAUAUACAGGCCACCGAAUUGGACGAGGCUUGUCGCGAGUGUGUCGAGGAGCAGUUGCGCGUCCUUGACCGCAACUGAGCGAACUACUUAACCAAUAACUCUAACAAGAACAACAGCAACAACAACAACAACAACAACGCACACUUAAAAAUAGCAAUAGCUAGCAAAAAAAAACCCAGAAACAAAAAAAGAAAAACAAAAUCAAGAACGCACCGAUUCACUGGCACCCAAAUUGGCAUUCAAAUUGUUGAGUUGCAUAUUAAGUAAUUAUCUUUAAACUUCUCGGUUGUCAAAGCAUUAUUCCCGUUACACAUAAAGUUUUGCA
Messenger RNA from Drosophila novamexicana, 836 nucleotides. Its product is annotated as cofilin/actin-depolymerizing factor homolog. Gene Ontology annotation, cellular component: cytoplasm; actin cortical patch; actin cytoskeleton. Gene Ontology annotation, molecular function: actin filament binding. NCBI's taxonomy places the organism in Eukaryota, Metazoa, Arthropoda, Insecta, Diptera, Drosophilidae. The record is from RefSeq and is a predicted model, not a curated record. Gene Ontology annotation, biological process: actin filament severing; cell motility; actin filament fragmentation. Bases 143 to 589 code for a protein of 148 amino acids. The transcript has 2 exons.